CCUGGCUUGGGAACGUUUCCAGGUAGCUGUCAAAGACGAGGAUAUAAACACGUGCUAUGACAUGGGCUUGAAGGAAUUUGAACAUUCAGGCGUCCAUGACCUCUUCAAGGCCAUGUCAAAGUUUAUAGCAGCGUCUAGACAGGCAACAGAGCUGGACAAGACGAGAGUCUUGUUGGAGACGAGGAUUCAGCAGGUGAAUGCUGACUGUAAAAAAUGGGCUGGGGUUGCUGAAAAAGCCAAGGACGAGGUCAAGGAACGUAGCAAGCUGAUUGAGGAGCUAAGGACGGAUGCAGUGGAGAAGGAUACGCGCAUUGAUCAUUUGCAGAAGAUGAACGAUGAAUUGAAUGCUCGUCUCUCCAAGGCAAAAGAGGACGCUGUGGCUGAGUUCAAGUCGUCCAAAGAAUAUACAGACACUUUGGAUCGCAAUUAUGCAGCUGGUUUUGAAGAUUUCAGAAUGGACGCUAUUGAGAACUUCCCUGAAGUUGAUUUUAAUGCAAUCAAGCUUAACCUUGCUGCUGCCACAAGCUCUCUUCUCCAGACUGGCUCUGAUGACGUCAACGUGGAAGACGACGCUAGUACCCAGCCUCAGGACGCACCAGUUGUGAAUGCUCCCCCUUCUUAGGACGAGACUUUUAUCCUUAGUGGU
Messenger RNA from Quercus lobata, 646 nucleotides. RefSeq lists its product as uncharacterized. The coding region runs from base 62 to 622 and encodes 186 amino acids. The transcript has 2 exons. The record is from RefSeq and is a predicted model, not a curated record. Lineage: Eukaryota; Viridiplantae; Streptophyta; Magnoliopsida; Fagales; Fagaceae.